Messenger RNA from Trichophyton benhamiae CBS 112371, 687 nucleotides. Its product is annotated as vacuolar sorting receptor (Mrl1), putative. The coding region runs from base 1 to 687 and encodes 228 amino acids. Gene Ontology annotation, molecular function: D-mannose binding; signaling receptor activity. Gene Ontology annotation, biological process: lysosomal transport. The transcript has 2 exons. NCBI's taxonomy places the organism in Eukaryota, Fungi, Ascomycota, Eurotiomycetes, Onygenales, Arthrodermataceae. The record is from RefSeq and is a predicted model, not a curated record.
AUGCAUAUCAAUACGUUGAACUCGUUAUUUCAAGUGCUCUUUCUGUCUUCUGUUGCCUGGGGUGCAGCGGAGGAGAAGCCGAAGGUGCCAGAGAAGCCAUGCACCAUCCACUCGCCUAAUACGGGACUCUAUUUCGAUCUGAAUGCGAUUUCAGUACAGCUUGAUAAGAAGGAUGGAAAAAAGUCUCAUGCGGACCAUCAGAGGGAUGAAAGUUGGCAUGUGAAGGGACAUGAUUAUGGAGCUAAUUUUACGAUAAAUAUCUGCGCUCCUGUGGUAGAAAAUUUGACGGAUGUCGUUGGAGUCGAUGAGAAGAGAUGGCAGAAUAUCAGCGCAUACUACGAGAUGGAUGGGGAGACUUAUUCCAUCGGACGCAAAAUCGUAGACGGCGACGACGGCGAUGAUGAGGACAAUGACAAGGACGGGGACAAAAAGGGUGAUGAUGAUGAGAAGAAAAAGGGAGAUGACAAAAAGAAAGACCCUGAAGACAAGGUCGAAAGGAGGAAGUCGACUCUCAUGUCCUUCCUCUGCGACCGAGACCUCGUUACGCCGGCCGCUACCUUCUCAUUCGUCGGUAGCCCCGAUUCGUGCUCCUAUUUCUUCGAGGUCAGAACCGCAGCUGCCUGUGGAGGCGUUGCCGCAAGUACAGACGGCGGCGUUGGUCCCGCUGGUAUUUUCGGAAUCAUGUAG